Molecule: messenger RNA, 4917 nt
Organism: Solenopsis invicta (red fire ant)
Lineage: Eukaryota; Metazoa; Arthropoda; Insecta; Hymenoptera; Formicidae
Exons: 1
Coding region: 1-4917 (1638 amino acids)
Biological process (GO): DNA integration; proteolysis
Molecular function (GO): aspartic-type endopeptidase activity; nucleic acid binding; zinc ion binding
Source: RefSeq, a predicted model, not a curated record
AUGUUGGAUCGAACGAUCAAACAACAAGUUGUCCUGGCGGGAUACAUUUCCCGCAUGUGGAUAAACCUGCAAAAAUUAGGACAAGCCAAAAUCACGGCGUAUGAAGUCUCGAGCCGGCUGGCGCGCCUCGAUGAUUACUGGAAGCGUUAUCAGGACGUGCACUUUGAAAUCGCAGCCGAUCCCGAAGCUGACAAAACGAAUUACGUCAAGGACGACUACUUCACCAAAACGGAAGAAGAGUAUUUCGGUAUGCGUAGUAGGCUUAAUGAUCUUUUCGUUCAGCUAAGCAGAGCGGGAAUUGUAGAGGUGGAGGAGCGCCCUGGGCCGAGCUCUACGGCGGUCGCGCCGGUACUUAAACAGAUGCAGCUUCCGAAGCUGGAGCUGCCGAAAUUCUCCGGCGAUCAACUCGAGUGGGAGGGUUUUCGAAAUUUAUUUCGCUCGCUCGUUCAUGACGUAACGGGCGUUUCUAAGGUGCAGAAGUUUCAGUACUUGAUGGGGUGCCUGACCGGUGAAGCAGCGGAGGUCGUCGCCGGCGUUCCCUUGACGGACGGCGUUUAUGAUGGGGCGUGGCAGGAUUUAGUGAUGCGCUAUGACAAUCCGCGAGUCCUGCUCUGCGCUCACAUGCGCCAUUUGAUUUCUUGCCCGGCCGCCAUUAAAUCUUCGGCUGGGGAAAUCAAACGAUUGCUGGGCGUGCUCAAUCAGGAGCGGCGGGCGUUCGUCUCAUUGGAGCGACCAGUCGAGGCGUGGGAUGAUUGGUUCGUCCACUUGCUCGUUAGCAAGUUGGACGCCACGACAUGGAUGUACUGGGAGACGUCACUCUUGGACUCGCGCGACUUUCCGACGUUUCGGCAAUUACAGGUCUACCUAGAGAACCGGGUGCGCGCUCUGGAGGCGGCUAGGGUGGACGCCCCCCUUCCGCGAGGAGGACCGGGUGCGGGUGCGAAGUCCGCAGCUAAGGCCACGCGCGUUGCAUGCAACACAACCGUGAUUCCGAAAACAAAGGCGAAGACGUGCUCUCUCUACUCGGGUGCGCACGCACUGACGUUCUGUCCCAAAUACAAGGCAUUGCCUGUUGCUCAACGCGCGGAACAAGUGAAAAAACUUGGCGCGUGUUUGAACUGCGUGAAACCUGGACAUCGGGCAGAUUCUUGCCCGGUCAGCGGUCGUUGCUUGGUGUGUGGCGCGAAUCACCACACUACCCUGCAUGGGCUUGGUUUCGGGCAGUCCGGAGGCACCACCAGGGACCAGCCACGAGGGACGGAGGAUACUGUCGCCGACGCUAACUCCUUGACAGCAAGCGUGGGCUCGACCGCCGCUACUAGCAGAAGAACCGUCCUGCUGACCACGGCACAGGUUCUGCUUGAGAGACCGUCUGGAAGGCAACUGCGGGUGCGGGCUCUGCUUGAUACUGGGUCAGAGGCCUCCUUUAUAACAGAGAGUGCAGCCCAAAUGCUACGCGCGCCGUGUCGCCGUGUCCGGGUUGCGGUAUCCGGUCUGCAGGGUACGCGAACCGGGGAGGCUGCUACCGCUGUAACGCUUGGCAUAAGGUCCCGAACAGAUGCCGCGUUCCGCCUCGAGACGGAGGCAUUCGUGCUCCGGCGAUUGACCGAUCUGCUGCCGCCUCAACGCGUUGUUGCGCGUGCGUGGCCGCACUUGACGAACCUUCCGUUGGCCGACCCGGACUUUGCGACGCCGGCUGCGGUGGACGUUGUACUUAGCGCCGACGUUUACCGACAAGUGAUGCGACCUGACAUUCGGCAAGGUGAACUAGGCUCGCCUUCGGCGCACCUCUCCGCCUUUGGCUGGAUUCUGACCGGCGCAGUGGAUUCCGGGGAGAAAGCUGCGGUCGCUGCGCACACGGUGUCGGUGCUGCUGGCACAGCCCAUUGAUGAGCUCACAACAGCUCUUAAGCGACUAUGGGAGCUCGAAGAGGUUGCUGCUCAGCGCGUUCCGACUCCGGAUGAGGAUCAAGCGGAGGAGCACUUCCGACGGACGCAUUUUCGGGACGCGUCGGGCCGAUACGUUGUACGGCUGCCCUGUCGUCCGGAUCGACUUAAGCGGCUGGGCGAGUCACGCUCGGCCGCGCUGUCUAUGCUGCUCAGCUCGGAGCGCAGCUUGGCGAGGAAGCCCGAGCUGCAGAAACGAUACAUCGACUUGAUGGUGGAGUAUCUCGCGCUGGAUCAUAUGAAUCCCGUACUGGCUGAUGCUCCUUCCAGGUCGGUGUCUUACAACUUGCCUCACCACGCAGUCUUCAAGGCUGGAGAGGCCACAGGGAAAAUACGCGUGGUUUUUAAUGCAUCCUUUAAAACAACAUCUGGUUAUUCGCUGAAUGACUGUUUGUUACCAGGUCCUCGAUUACAGUCCGACCUAUGGGUCAUCCUGACUCGAUGGCGAGGGUUCAAGGUCGGAUUCAUGGCCGAUAUAGUUAAGAUGUUCCGGCAGAUCCGAGUAAACCCGGCAGACAUGGACUUGCAGAGGAUACUCUGGCGUGCCGACCCAACGGAGCGAGUUCGAGAGUUCCAGCUCCGAACGGUGACUUACGGUACAACCGCGGCGCCCUUCCUGGCUAUACGCACGCUGCAGCAGUUGGCCAACGACGAGGCUGCGCGUUUUCCACUGGGAGCGACGGCCUUGUUGCGACAUUCUUAUGUCGACGAUAUCUUAGCUGGAGGAAGCGAUCUGUCGGCGACCCGGGAGGUCCAGCGCCAGCUAGUGGCACUGCUGCAGGCUGGAGGGUUCUCGCUGGACAAGUGGGCCUCGAACACGCGGGAGCUUCUCCCGCGGGCGUCGCCGGAGGAGGCAUUGCUGCCAGCCUUAGACGCAGUAAGCGCUCUCGGGAUAGUGUGGCAUCCUGAUGAAGACGCACUGUCAGUCCGUGUGACAGUAUCCCAGCAACACGAAACCACCACGAAGCGGACGGUCCUGUCUGAUGCGGCUCGCUUGUUUGACCCGCUGGGAUGGGUCGCGCCUGUUCUAAUAUUCGCCCGGGUCUUCAUGCAGGAUCUGUGGCUUGCCGGCCACGAUUGGGACGACCCGCUUCCCCUUGAGUUGGUGGACGCUUGGAGAGUCUUCACUGCUUCCCUGUCGGGACUGUCGGCUUUGAGAGUCCCGCGCUGGCUGCAGCGUGACCCGGGGGACGAGGUGGAGCUCCAUGGGUUCUCCGAUGCAUUGGAGAGAGCCUACGCGGCUCGGGUCACCAGGCGAGACGGCCGGGUAAGGGUGACCUUGCUAACGGCCAGAGCCAAGGUGGCUCCCGUCAAGACGCAGAGCGUGCCCCGCUUGGAGCUCUGCGGGGCUGUCCUGGUGGCACGGCUGCUCCGCCGGGUGGCGCGCGAGCUGGACAUGGAGGAUGCACCGAUCGUGGCCUGGACAGAUGCGAGGGUCGUCCUGUGCUGGUUGCGCUCUCAUGCGUCGCGCUGGCGACCAUUUGUAGCGCAUCGAGUGACGGAGGUGCAAAAUCUUGUGCCGGGCGAGCGAUGGAGGCAUGUCCCCACGACUUCCAAUCCAGCGGACCUGGCAACCAGGGGGAUUCCGUUCUCGGAGCUCCUUGGACUGGACCUGUGGUGGAGGGGUCCUGAGUGGCUGCGGGGACCGCCCGCCGCAUGGCCCGCGAUGGGUGACCUUGCCACUCGCCAAGAAGAAGAGGAAAGAAGGGCGGUGCAUUUAGCCGCUCCAGGAAAUAAGGAGGACCUCCUCGAGGAGAGAUUCUCGUCGCUGACGCGGCUUGUACGCGUAGUGGCGUAUUGCUGCAGAUUUUAUCGGAGCGCCCGAGGCAUACUCAAGCAAGACGGGUUCUUGACGAGCGCUGAGUUGGAGGCUAGUCUGUCUAGGUUGGUGAGACUGGCGCAGAGAAGAGAGUUUCCGGGGGACUUGGAGGCGCUUACGGCGGGCGGCCCGCUGCCGACCGGUUCGUCGCUGCGAGCUUUGAGUCCGUUCCUGGACAAGGAUGGAUCCUUGCGAGUGGGCGGUAGACUUCAAUCCGCUCAGCUGCCCUUCCCGGAGAAGCACCCUCUGAUUCUUCCAAAGGAGGGUCCUCUCACCGAGCUGGUCCUUCGCAACGCGCACACCGCUACCUUGCAUUGGGGCCCUCAACUGCGGAGCUAUCUCCUUCGCCGGUUCUGGGUCGUGGGGGUGGCCACUCGAGUGCGAAGGAUCGCCCGAGAGUGCGUGCGCUGUGCCCGUUUCCGUGCGGAAACGGCACAACAGAGGAUGGGCCAGCUGCCACCCGAACGCGUGCGUCCCUCCAGGCCCUUUGCAUCGGCGGGAGUCGACUACGCCGGUCCCCUGCGUAUCCGGGCUCACAAGGGACGAGGAAACAUCUCUAGCAAGGGCUAUAUCUGUCUCUUUGUUUGUCUAGCCACCCGAGCGGUUCACCUGGAGGCCGUGUCGGACCUGUCGGCGUCGGCUUUCAUUGCGGCGUUCCGCCGAUUCACAGCGCGUCGGGGUCGUUGUCGCCUGCUGCUUAGCGAUAAUGCCACCAACUUUCGAGGAGCUGACGCUGAACUGAGGGCUAGAUUUCGGGCCGCCUCUGAAUUCUAUAAGGAGGCCGGCGAGGUGCUGGCCAACGACGGGACCGAAUGGAGAUUCAUUCCGCCUCAGGCUCCUCACUUUGGGGGACUCUGGGAAGCGGGAGUUCGUUCGGUCAAGCAUCACCUGCGCCGCGUCAUCGGGGAUCAUGCCCUGACCUAUGAGGAGACGGCGACACUGUUGUGUCAGAUUGAGGCCUGUCUCAAUUCAAGGCCGCUAAGUCCAUUGAGCACGGACGCGGCGGAUCUGGUGGCGUUGACGCCUGGCCACUUCCUGGUGGGUGAGGCGCUCGGGAAUAUACCGGAGGUCCCCGAGUCCGAUCUUCAUCCCACGUCGCGCUGGCGGUUGAUCUCCGCAAUCAAGGAAUCCUUUUGGAGGCGGUGGCACUAG